GAAAGACACCUGCACAGUCACACUGAUGACAGAUAAUCUCAGGUAGUCGACGUGGUCGCUGGGUCAUGCAAGUGUUAGCAUCAUGCCACUGACAAGGAUUUGCCUUGCCUUCCUGUUGGGUCUCUGCAUUAAUACAGUUGCCUCCAUCCAUUGGUCCCAUUGUGAUGCCGUUGUGUUUGCCGCCUCGAAGUUCAGCACAAUGUCAACGCAUCAUGGCCCGCUGUUUCUGAGCAUUGUAGCCAGCAGUGGUGUUUGCGAAUGGAAGAUAUAUGCCAGGCCUGGAUACAGAGUGCUGAUGGAGGUUGUGGAAUCGUCUCUUCCUUCAAGAUGUGACGCCGUUUACAACAUAAGCGUAAACGAGGGCACUCUUGUGUGGCGGAACCUUCUCGGAUCCUGGUGUGGUCAGCAGACUCCUGCGUUUCAAUCGUCCGGCUCGACUAUGACCAUAAAGUUCAACUCUGUUAUUAUCGACAGUGAUAAUGGUUUUUCGAUCCGCUACAAGCAAAUAUCAGGCAACACUGGGAGGGUAAGGUCCCUUUUGCCGGCAGCUUAUGUUCGCAAAACUGCAUGGAAAUCUCCAAAAUCACGGCCUCCAAUGCAAACAGUUGCUACGACCCCUUCUAACAAAGAGGAGACGUCGGCUUGUAGUCCUUCCCCAUUGACUGUCGCUGUCACAGAACAGGAGCAAAUCCUUCCUUGCCCCUCUGGUCAACCGAACAUCCAGUGUUUCUGGCGACUGACGACCCAAGCGCUAAACGAUUACAAUUUAAAGGUGCAAGUUAACAUUGUGUCUGGUAAUGAUGGUGAACGUCAGUGUCCGUGCAAGGAUGGCCAUCUUCAGGUAUUUGAUGGUUCACCAUCCACAUCGCCGUUGCUGGGGAGGUGGUGUGGUCAAGCUAUUGUGACGCUGGUCAGUUCAGGACAGGACCUCUACCUCGAAUACACUGCUGGAAAAUCCGUCUGUGACCAUGACUUUAAGGUGCUCUAUGUGGCGAGCAGGAAGACACCACGUCCAUCAACGGCUUCCCGGAGAACUUCAGUGAAUUCCAUAGCCACCGUGGUAGGAACAGUAUUUGGCGUUGUGGUGCUUCUCCUGAUUUUGAUAACUGUUAUUAUUUUCUGCACUGUGUACAAGAACAAGAAAAUGGCAACGUAUGAUCCACAACUUGAGACCGAUCCCGUCUAUGCUGUCAUCGGUAAAUCCACAACGAAGUCAGCCUUCUUCAUCAACCUGCCAACUGUUUCUGAGACAGUUUGUCAACCCACUCUUCCGGCUCGAGAUGGUUGCUCUGCAGGUACCACACUGACAAGUUGUUGCCAUACAACAGUCGAGAAAGAUGGCACGUCUGAAGCUGUUGACUGUGAUGAUCCUGUGGGUCAAGGUUGUAGCAAGGCUACUUCGGACGAAGGAAUGUGGACCUCGGAGAGAAAGAAAUCCUUGUCCAACGUAUACGGCGACCUACCCACCACUCACCAAUCAACUACAACGUGUUGAUUUAACGUAACGUGAAGAUUUUGAACCAAUAGAAGUACUAAAAACAACGCGAAUUAAUUUGAGAGCUGUCAGACAGGUUAUCAAGGAUAUUUUAUCAACUUUCUGUUGUUUUGAAAAAUUAAAUCCACUCAU
Messenger RNA from Haliotis rufescens (red abalone), 1627 nucleotides. RefSeq lists its product as uncharacterized. The record is from RefSeq and is a predicted model, not a curated record. The transcript is spliced from 8 exons. Lineage: Eukaryota; Metazoa; Mollusca; Gastropoda; Lepetellida; Haliotidae. The coding region runs from base 83 to 1495 and encodes 470 amino acids.